UUUUAUUUCCCCGUGAACGGCUUUUCCAGAAAAGUAAUACAGAUCAUCUUUUAAAGCAUACCUGAGUGAUCUACCUCUGAAACCAAGCCAUGGGGUGUGAAAAAUCCAAACCCAAGAUGGACACAUCAGAGUCGAAGUCCUCCGAUAUUAAAGGAAGGAGCGAGGAAAACGGGGACAAACCACGUGAGAAAAACGACUACACCAACCCCCCCGUUAAUCUACCACAGCCUGGGGAGAACUCUGAUGUUGAGGGAGGCAGUGGCGGAGGGAAACGUGUUUUCGCGCUCUAUGACUAUGAUGCCCGAACACAAGAAGACCUCACAUUCCGCAAAGGCGAAGUUCUCGAACUUAUAGAGGGCAUAACUGAAGACAAUGAGGACUGGUGUUACGCGCGACAUAUAUAUCCAAAUUAUAACAAUCUCCAGAAGGAGGGUUACGUGCCACGGAACUAUGUUGCAUUGGAGGAAAGUCUAGAGUCACAUGACUGGUUUUUCGGACGGGUGGCACGUAAGGAGGCAGAGAGAAACUUGUUGACGAAGGACAACCCUGUUGGGGCUUUCCUUGUACGGGUGAGCGAGAGUUGUCCGGGGAGCUAUGUGUUGUCCAUUCGAGACUAUGACCAAAACAUGGCCAAUCCGGAUUGCGCCAAACAUUACAAGCUUUGCAACAUGGAUGGAGGCGGAGUGUACAUUGACAAAAGACGACAGUUCAAGAGUAUGAUGGAACUUGUGGACCAUUAUAAAGUGCAAGCGGGUGGUAUAUGUCGGCCACUGGUAGCACCGUGUUAUCGAGCUGCCCCGGUAAUGGUUGAUUUGAGUCGGGACACUAAGGAUGCGUGGGAGAUUGACAGGAACUCGCUCCAGCUUGCACAGAGGAUUGGAGCCGGUCAGUUCGGGGAAGUCUGGAAAGGACGAUGGAACAACACAACAGAUGUCGCUAUAAAAACACUGAAGCCGGGCACAAUGACGGCGGAGGCCUUCCUUGCCGAGGCCCAGAUCAUGAAGCAGUUUCGCCAUGACAAACUUGUGCGUCUUUACGCCGUCUGCUCGAAGGAGGAGCCGAUUUACAUUGUGACUGAGCUCCUCAAUGACAGUCUGCUCAACUACCUGCGGGAGGGAGACGGACGAUACAUGAAGUUCCCAGAUAUGGUGGACUACGCUGGACAGGUUGCGUCAGGCAUGUCAUACUUGGAGCAGCAGAAGCUGAUCCACAGAGACCUGGCGGCAAGAAAUGUCCUCGUUGGGAAGAAUAAUGUCUGCAAGGUUGCCGACUUUGGUCUUGCACGCGUCAUUGAAGAUACUGAAUAUACCGCGCAUGGAGCCAAGUUCCCGAUCAAGUGGACAGCCCCAGAGGCAGCUAAUUACAUGCGAUUCACGAUAAAGUCUGACGUGUGGUCAUACGGCAUUCUGCUCACGGAAAUCACAACACAUGGACAAGUACCAUACCCAGGAAUGACAAACAAAGAAGUUCUCAACCAAGUAGAAUGUGGUUAUCGAAUGCCUAAACCGCUGAAAUGUUCCGACGCCAUGUAUGAAAUAAUGAUCAAGUGCUGGGAUAAACGUGAGGAAAACCGACCAACUUUUGAAUUCCUGGAGUGCUUUUUCGAUGACUUCUUUGUCAAUACAUAACGGAAAUAUAAUAAGGACUAUGUUGAAUAAUUAGAGUUGUGACGAUAUUGUUGCACACAAUUUGAACACUUAUUAUAAGAUUUAUGUAGCAUCUUACUAUUUAAUCUCCAUUUGGUUCAGAGCAGUAUUUUAGCAUGCUAUUUUGGCCAUGCUACUUGAUGCAAGAUUAAUUCAUCUCGCGUUACUUUGAACCUGUUGAACAUUGCGAUAGUGUUUACAAUAUUUAUUUGUCAUUAUUUUGUUCGCAAUAGAUCGAUGUGCCAUGAAAUAAACAUCAACUCUGUUUUCCAUUUUUUAUGUAGCAAAGUUUGAAAUUAUGUAAAUAUAUCAUGUUAUACCAUAAUAAAGUAUUUUCAUCAUGUGUAGAGAUUAAAGCAGAU
Molecule: messenger RNA, 2008 nt
Organism: Mya arenaria
Lineage: Eukaryota; Metazoa; Mollusca; Bivalvia; Myida; Myidae
Product: tyrosine-protein kinase SRK2-like
Exons: 11
Coding region: 90-1628 (512 amino acids)
Biological process (GO): protein phosphorylation; cell differentiation; innate immune response
Cellular component (GO): extrinsic component of cytoplasmic side of plasma membrane
Molecular function (GO): ATP binding; signaling receptor binding; non-membrane spanning protein tyrosine kinase activity
Source: RefSeq, a predicted model, not a curated record